This is a messenger RNA of Mytilus californianus (California mussel), 3956 nucleotides long. RefSeq names its product ceramide synthase 2-like. Gene Ontology annotation, cellular component: membrane. Lineage: Eukaryota; Metazoa; Mollusca; Bivalvia; Mytilida; Mytilidae. Gene Ontology annotation, biological process: ceramide biosynthetic process. Gene Ontology annotation, molecular function: sphingosine N-acyltransferase activity; DNA binding. Bases 2 to 1138 code for a protein of 378 amino acids. The record is from RefSeq and is a predicted model, not a curated record. The transcript has 10 exons.
GAUGUUGGAGUGGAUAAACAGUCUGGUUGACAGGUUACAACCUAAUUAUUUAAGGCCUGAAGAUUUGGAGUUACUACCAGAAGACGGAUAUGUACCAACACUGUCAGAUUUAGUCAUUCCUUCUUUAGUGACCGCAUCAUGUCUUGUUGUGGUGAGACAUGUUCUUGACAGGGUUGUUGUAGCCCCUCUUGGAACCUAUUUGGGGUUCAAGACAAAGAUGACAGAUGGUUUAACUGAAAAUCCUAUUUUAGAAAAAGAAUACAGCAAAUGUAAGACUCCUAGUUCGGACACUAUAGUUAUUUUGAUGAAGAAAUGUGAAUUAACAGAACGAGAAAUUUCUAAAUGGUUCCGUAAAAGACGUCGGAACGACAAAGUCACAGAUAUUAAGAAGUUACAAGAUGCAAGUUGGCACUUCAUGUUUUAUUUGAUAAUGUCCUGGUAUGGUGUGUUUAUUUUAUGGGAUAAACCAUGGUUCAAAAAAUCUAUCAAUUGUUUUGUGGAUUGGCCUGCACAGAGUGUGUCUAAUGACGUAUACUGGUACUAUCUGAUAGAGCUUGGGUUUUAUCUCUCUGCUGUAUAUAUGCUUUUUACAGAUCAUAAGCGAAAAGAUUUUACUGAGUUAAUUAUUCAUCACGUAGUUACAAUAUUUUUAUUGGUAUUAUCAUUCUCAUACAACUUAUUACGUGCUGGAACUUUGGUGCUAUGUAUACAUGACCAAGUGGAUUAUCUCUUAGCGAUGGCAAAAGUAGCUAUCUACUGCAAGAAGCCAAUGGUAGCAGAUACAUUGUUUGUUUUAUUCAUACUCGUGUGGAUUAUCACGAGACUUGGUAUUUAUCCAUAUGUGAUAUUAUACACAAUAUUUAUAGAUCUUCCUGUGUAUGCAAGAGAACUUGGACCAUAUGUAGAAAUGUAUGAUUCGUGUACUAUAAUGAAAUUUGUCAAAGGUGCUUUACUGGUACUACAAAUACUUCAUCUCAUAUGGACAUGGUUAAUUAUUAAAAGUGCUGCAGCUAAAUUCACUGCUGGAGCGAUUCAAGAUGCAAGAAGUGAUAACGAAGAAAGUGAAAUCGAAGUUGAUGACAAAAUAGAGGAAAAUGGUAACUGUAAAACUUUGGACACGGAAGGUUUAUGUCAGUGAAAAGUACGGAUAUGAUACUGUGUUUUAUUUCUCAGGAAUCCAUCAAACUAACAUUGUAAGUCACACAGUCAUCCAUCAUAUAUUUUAUAUGAUCAGAUUAGAAAUAAAACUUUGUUCCAAAGUGGUAAUGAGGGCUUGAUUUGAAUUUGUCUUUUCGCAGUAGACCAGUAUAUUACUGAUACAUAUGUAGACAUUAAUGGUCAUAGUUUUUAAUAUUUUUUUUAUAUAAAUCUUUGCAUUUAUUGUAAUUAUUUUAUUCAAAAUCAUGUAGUUAUUAGUUGACACAGUUUUUAUCAUUUUUUACAUAAACGUUUGCAUUUUCGUAAGUUAUUCUAUUUUAAGGACAUAUGGACGUCUUGUAUAUCACCAUUCUGAUCUCUUACACCUCAGUUGUCUGAACUUUUUUGUUUUUGAUUUUGUAAAGGAACUUGGUAUCUCAAUAUCUAAACAGAUGUUAACAUGAACUGAUUGGUUUAGUAUGUUUUCUUUAGUAGCAUUCAAGCACCUAGGAAUUUUGACAGAUUGUGCUCUUAACAAAAAGUAAAAUAACAAAAAUACCGAACUCCAAGGAAAAUUCAAAUCGGAAAGUCCUUUAUAAAAUGGCAAAAUCAAAAGCUCAAACACAUCAAACAAAUAGAAAACAACUUAUUCUUAAUUGUGUAAAAAUAGUUUAAUAUAUAAUAGUGCUAGAAGAAUUCAACAGCAAAAAAAAAUCAAGGUAAAAAAUAAGUCAAAACUGAGUUUGUGAAUUUCUGUCCUAUUUCCUUGUCGUUUGUGGGCGGAACCGGCUUUUACCGACAUGACGGUAAAUAUUUUCAUUUUUUCAUUUUUAUUUACCACAUUUUGUACAUUCUGAGAAAAAAAAAACUUUAUUUAUAAAAGACUAUUGAGAAAUCUGUUCGAACCGUGUUGUUAUUUUACUCUUUAAAUUUACAGUGCACUUGCAAAUAACAACCAUACGUUUAUGUGUUUUCUGUUAUAUAGAUACAAUGGAUAAGCGUGGAUUCUUGAAAAAGAAACCAUGAGCCCGGAGGGCGAAUGGUUUGUUUUUCAUGAAUCUACGCUUAUCCAUUGUAUCUAUAACUUAAACUAUUGUGUUAAUUUCUUUUCAAAAUUAAAGCCUUUUCUUAAUUAGAAGGUAUUGUAAGUGAGUUUAAAUAACCAUGUUAUCGUGUCCAACGAUGCAUUGAUAAAUCUCAGAUCACAAUUAAUUGGUUAACAAAAUACAAAUAUAACACUUCUACCUUUAAAGAAUUUUAUAUUACCAGGCAUAUGAAUAUUAUCUGUUUAUACAAAAUAAGACAUAUUCGAAAUUAUUUCUAAUAAAAUUGAAAAUGGAAAUGGGGAACGUGCCAAAGAGACAACAACCCGACCAAAAAGCAUAUAUAAAGUAUAUAUAAUAAGUAUGUUAUCGAAAUUUUUCUAGCACUCUAGGCACAUCACGAUUUUCUCGCGCAUAGGAAUUUGCGAACAAACCUUUGUAAAAUUAUGUAGUAAAACAAAUGAAAUCAUACUAUAUUUAUAAAACAAAAAAUGACAAAUAGAAUGUAAACAUUUUUGUUUCAAACAUGUGAAAUAGCCAAUAAUAAUUAAAAAAAACCGGUAAAACUCGCUAUUAAUACAAAAAUAUCCACUAUAACUUGCAAAAUUAGAAAAAAAACUAGGAUAACUUAAGAAUUGGUACAACAAAGAGAAUACAGGGAUUCGAACCUAAACCGACAAAUCCCGAUCUUUAACUCAUUGAUUUUAACCAUGCUAACCUCGCGGCUACCAACUCAUACUAUACGACUGCCUAUUGUGUCUAUAUAAAGGUACAAGCCCUGUGUGAACCGAUGUAUAUCAGAUGUUCAUUUAAAUAUAUAUAAUAAACAUCUAUAGUGUAACCCAUUGGUAGCCGAGAGGUUUCGUCGGUGUGUUGAUGUCAGUCACACAUAACAGAUUUCAAGGAAGGGUUCGAUUCCCAGUGAAGGCAUAUAAAAAUUACAAAAAUUAAAGGUAAGUUUUUAAAUUAAUUCCAUUAGUGAACAGAAAUCAGUAAAUUAGCCUAUUCAAACUUAAUGAAAUUAGGCACACAAAGGAAACAAUUGAAUAUAAUUUGGUGAGUCAAUUUCAGCGGCAGAUUUAGGAAGCGUUGAUUCUAGAAAAAGAAUCCACGGUAAAUGAAUAGGCUGACGUCACCACAAUGGUUUAAUAUUUGAUCAGUGGUGAGUUAAAAAAAAUGUCUUACUGAACCGGUCACUUUAGUGUAUGAUACUGUUGAUAUGAUUACAAAAAAUACACAUAUAAAUAAUAGAGGUAUGCUUUCUUUUACUUAUAGAUACACUGUAACGUUGUGUUAGGAUAUGUUUAAGGUGCUGGUUAGGUUUAGGUGAGGCUAAGAUUAGGUCUAGGGUGGAGAUUUAGACAUAUGAUAGUGAAAGUAACAGUAUAUUUGACCUCAAGUAUUGCUAAAAAUCUUGCAGGAGAUCAAUCAUGUUGGUUAAAAACGUCAACAUAAACAUGCACAUGUAAGUCGAUUUCAAUUCAGGGUAUUUGUUCAAGUUAUACAUAUGACCUUGAGUAUAACAUAUAAUGUUAAUAGUUCACUGUUAACAAUAAAUAUAAACAAAGAAGACAUACAUGUAUAUGCUGAAAUGAAACUUUAAGACUUCAUAUUUUAUCACUGAAAUUACAAGUCAAUUAAAUGUUCAUAAAUAUGUCAUGUUUUAUAAACUAUGUGUUUUUUUUAUGUUUUAUUUAUUUUAUUUCUUUACAAUUAUGUAUUGUUAUAUGCAAUUAAGCAUCAAACUGACAAAGGUUUUUUUAUUAAAGGAAGUAU